This is a messenger RNA of Sorghum bicolor (sorghum), 2418 nucleotides long. RefSeq names its product keratin, type I cytoskeletal 10. Lineage: Eukaryota; Viridiplantae; Streptophyta; Magnoliopsida; Poales; Poaceae. Gene Ontology annotation, cellular component: nucleus; cytoplasm. Gene Ontology annotation, molecular function: RNA binding. The coding region runs from base 362 to 2293 and encodes 643 amino acids. The transcript is spliced from 5 exons. The record is from RefSeq and is a predicted model, not a curated record.
CAAUCAACGGCGGAUCCGGCGCGGAUCACGGGCUCCGAUCCGAGUUGGACUCCUGCUCCUCCGCUCGCGAUCCAACGGCCCGUCCCGGCCCGGCCGGCCCUAUAAAACUGCGGCGCGGCACCCCGUGGCCUCCACCAUCGAUCGGCAACGAAACCAAAGCCAGCAGCCUCUCGAUCCGCAAGGCUAGCGAUAGGGAGCCCGCCGCCGCAGCCAUCUAGCGCGCGCCGCCGCCGCCGCCUCUUCGCUUCGUUCGGUUACGGCUGCUAGGGUUUGAGGGUCUAGUAGUAGGGCGGCGAGCCGCGCGACGCGCAGCCGUCGAUCGAGAUCUUUUUCUGCUAUAUACGAGACUACUACGACGCCCAUGGCCAGCUUCAACUUCGGCCUGCUCGAGCUCGCGGACGGCGAGUCUGGGGAGGCCGCCGUGUCCGUCGUCGUCGGCAAGGCUAAGGCCGAGGCCGCCCACGCCAAGAAGGCCGAGUCUGCCGCCGCCGAGUCCGCCGCCGCUGUCGCGACCACCGAGAAGGCCGUUCACAAGAACCUCUACUACUUGAAGCUUCAGCACGACAAUGGUAUAAGAAAUAUUGAGCACGGGCUGAAGAGGUCGAGGGAUGCUUUGAUAAAGCUGAGAGAGCAGGAAACAAAGUUGAAGGGGACAGGAGAGAAUGGAGUCCAUCUCAUUCAGUUGUCGGAGGAGCAAAGGGAGCUCCGUCUCAACCAGUUGUCUGAGGAGCAAAGGAAGCUGAGGCAGCAGCAGAAGAAGCUGAGGGAGGACGAAGCAAGGUUGAGGCCGCUGAGGAAAGAGUUUUAUUUGGAGCAUGGAUUUCCUCUGGAUGGUGGUGACGAAGAAGAGCCCCAAGUCCCCAACCAGGGGGAAAGUGUUCAGGGCAACGACAAUGCUGGUGAUGGCGGCUAUAACAGUGAUGGCCGUGGCAGUGUACCCAGCAAUCACGAUGGUGAGCCAGAUGUUCAACCUGAUGGAGCCUAUGCCUACCAUGAGAGGCAGGUAGCCUACAACAAUAAUGGUGGCAGGCAGGGAUAUCCUGAGGUCAGGAAGGUUCAGAAGUGGGUGGCUAAGCGGCCAUCCUCUGAUGCUGGUACAGAGGCUGAUCACAAGCCUGAGGAGAAGGUAACCUCUGAUGCUGGCUCGGAGUCUGAUCACAAGCCUGAGGAGAAUGAUCAGAAGCCAGCCGCCACUCCUGCUAAUGAGGAUGGUGCGCCUGCCUCUGGUUCAGAAAAAUCUUCUGCUGCUGGGGUUGCUGCAAGUAAGAACGGACACGAUGGUUCCACAUUUCGGAAGCAGAAGCUCAAUGGCUCUGAGAAAAGGAAGAAGAGGAAGAAUGCUAAGAAGAACGGUGGCGAUGAAGUUGAUAAGGAAAAGAAGCAAGAUUCAUCCGAGGUUGAUGUUUCAAAGAAGACUGACAAGGAACCACCGGCAGACUAUCCUAGGGAGGAAGAGAAAAAGACCCUUGCUGAGUAUGAGAAGAUUCGUCAAGAGAAAAAGAAGUCCUCGGAGGAUGUCUCAAGAACUGAGCAGAGGAAGGUCUCUGCCGAGGAAUUCAAGGGCCUGCAGAUGUUGGAGAAAAAGAAGCUGGAUGAUGAGGAAGCUGUCAUGAAGGCAGAAAAGGUUCAGAACAAGGCUAAGGAGACUGUCAAGAAGGAAGAAAAGGCUCAGCCCGAGGCAAAGGACGCUGAUGCUGCCAAGCCCAAGAAGAAGCCGGUCGUCAUGGCGUUGAAAGAUCUCUCCUUUGCGCCGCCAAGGCGCACUUUUAUCCUGGAUGAUAGCUCUUCCAAUGGUGGCGGUGCUCGUGGCCGCUUCAACAGCGGCGGUUUCCAGGGCCGCAGCCGCGACAACAGCAGCGACUCCCGGGCUCCUGCCGGUCGCCCUGGCGACAAUGGCAGGGCGGCCCAGAACGAGGCUGGCAACUACGGCAACGGUGCUCCCAGGGGCGGCUACUCCGGCGGCCGCGGCUACGGUUCGCCGAGGGGCGACUACUCUGGCGGCCGGGGCAACCGCGGCGGCUACCAAGGCAAUGGCGGCUACCACAACCAGGGCGGCAACGGCGGUGGGUACCACCAGCAGCAGGGGGGCUACCAGCGCCAUGACAACUACUACCGUCCCCGGGGACGCAGCUACUACGGCAACGGCCGCAACCCUGCCCCCAAGCCCAUCGUUGUCGAGGACAUGAACUUGUUCCCGCCGCUACCCGCCUCCUCUGCUCCGGCCCGAGCUGCCGCACCUGCUGCAGCUCCCACAGCCGCCUCUGCCCCCGCCCCCACCCCCGCGCAGUCGUAGAUCUCUUCUGAUUAGUCGCUUUAUCUUUUGGUGAUAGGAAUUUGUGGAGAGAUGAACAUUGGAGGAGGUGCUCCUCGAUUUUGUAACGGAUGGUAUAAUAUUUUUAUUAAGUUUCUUUUGCUUAA